ACCAAAUUCAGCCGCAAAUACGAGGGCUCGGGCGAGGAGUCGGCCCGUCGGGCCAUAUUUGAGGAGAACUACAACCGUAUAAAAGGGCAUAACUUUGAGGCCGAGUCCGGGGAACAGACAUUCAAACUGGCGGUCAAUCAGUUCGCGGACUUCACGAACACAGAAUUCAAGCAUAGAGUCAAUGGAUUCCGGCAUAAAAAACAGGCAAAUGUUUCCGUGUAUACAGGAACUGGCGAUGAACUCCCGGAUACUGUGGACUGGCGUACCAAAGGUGUAGUGACUCCCGUUAAAAAUCAGGAACAGUGCGGUUCGUGUUGGGCAUUCUCAGCCGUGGCUAGUAUUGAAGGUCAACACGCGUUGACCACCAAAAAGCUGGUCUCCCUUUCGGAGCAAAAUCUAGUCGACUGUUCCCAAGCUGAGGGGAACGAGGGCUGUGAGGGCGGCCUAAUGGACGACGCCUUCGAGUAUGUCAUCAAAAACCACGGCAUCGACACCGAGAGCUCCUACCCCUACAAAGCGAUCGACGAGAAGUGUGUAUUCAAAAAGCAAGCUAUCGGUGCGACUCUCACCGGCUUUAAGGACAUCCAGUCGGGCAGUGAGUCGGCCCUACAAUCGGCGGUGGCAACUGUGGGCCCCAUAUCGGUAGCCAUCGACGCCUCCAGCUUCACGUUUCAGUUCUACAGCUCCGGCGUCUAUAACGACAAGACUUGCGGUAAUAAACAGGAAGAUCUGGAUCAUGGGGUGACAGCAGUGGGGUAUGGCGUACAGGACGGGAAGGACUACUGGCUCGUGAAGAAC
Messenger RNA from Oppiella nova, 798 nucleotides. NCBI's taxonomy places the organism in Eukaryota, Metazoa, Arthropoda, Arachnida, Sarcoptiformes, Oppiidae. The record is from the annotation of a GenBank genome assembly.